This is a messenger RNA of Amphibalanus amphitrite, 2551 nucleotides long. RefSeq names its product protein bowel-like. The transcript is spliced from 2 exons. The record is from RefSeq and is a predicted model, not a curated record. Bases 190 to 1428 code for a protein of 412 amino acids. Gene Ontology annotation, cellular component: nucleus. NCBI's taxonomy places the organism in Eukaryota, Metazoa, Arthropoda, Thecostraca, Balanomorpha, Balanidae. Gene Ontology annotation, molecular function: RNA polymerase II transcription regulatory region sequence-specific DNA binding; DNA-binding transcription factor activity, RNA polymerase II-specific. Gene Ontology annotation, biological process: embryo development; regulation of transcription by RNA polymerase II.
AGUCCGAGGCCAAGUAGCGGAGGGAAGGCGUCGCUCGUGUGACCGAGCGCUACCGCCGCGCCGCCGCCGCCGCCGCCAGUCCGGCCGCCCGCGCCGCCGCAGUCGCCCGCCGGCCCCGAGCGCGCGCGCGCCCCGCUGUCGCUCUGCCUAUGCCUGGCCGCCCACUCUCUGCCCACCGCCGCAGGCACCAUGGGCUCGCCGCCGCCGCGCCAGCCGCUGCCGCCGUCGCUGACUGCCGGAGGGCUGUCGCUGCCGGGGUCGCCCGGCUACAGUCUCUCGGCGCUGGAGUCGUACAUGGCGCUGCAGAGCUCCCUGCGCUCGCAGCAUGUGCUCUCCACCUUCUCACACAUGGCCGGCCUGAACCGCAGCCUCAGCCUGCUCUCCAGCGUGGGUAAGGCCGCCGGCACGGCCGCCGCCGCCGGGAGUAGCAGCAGCAGUCCGGACACCAAGGAGGCCAAGUUCGACUUCUCGCGCCUGGCCGAGUCGGCGACGGGCGCGGCGCCGGCACCUGCGAGCGCGGCCGCCGGCGUGGGCCUGUCGCCGCUGGCGCUGCUGCAGCCGUACCGGCCGCUGCUGCUGCCGGCCCUGUUCCCCGGCCUGGGGGCCGCGCUGCCGCUCGCCAGACGCACCACGGCCGGCCGCGGCCGCGCCGCGCGGCCCAAGAAGCAGUUCAUCUGCCAGUACUGCCAGCGCCACUUCACCAAGAGCUACAACCUGCUCAUCCACGAGCGGACGCACACCGACGAGCGGCCGUUCUCGUGUGACAUCUGUGGGAAGGCGUUCAGGAGACAGGACCACCUCAGAGACCACAGGUACAUCCACUCCAAGGAGAAGCCGUUCGUUUGCGGUGUGUGCGGAAAGGGCUUCUGCCAGUCGCGUACGCUGGCCGUACACAAGAUCCUGCACAUGGAGGAGUCGCCGCACCGCUGUCCCACGUGCAGCCGCAGCUUCAACCAGCGCUCCAACCUGAAGACGCACCUGCUGACGCACACGGACAUCCGGCCCUACUGCUGCACCUCCUGUCCGAAGGUGUUCCGGCGCAACUGCGACCUGCGCCGCCACCUGCUGACACACAGUCUGGGCGAGCAGCCGGAGGCAGCCGGCAGCGGGGACGAGUCCGGCUCCGUGGCGGCGGCGGCGGCGCGCGGCUCCGCCGACCAGGCCGGCACGAGCAGUCCGGCAGGCAGUCGGGCCGGCAGCCGCGUCACCACGCCGACCGCCAGCCCGUCCACCAGCUACGACAGAGAGCCGGGAGACAGCGACGACGACGAGGACGACGAAGGAGAUGGGGUGGAGGAGGAUGCCCUUUCUGCGCACAUGCGAGCGGACAAGGCCCGAGCGAUGGAGGGUGGAGCGGGGUCACCGGCGACGUCCUCUUCACCUUCCAGAGCAGCUUCGGCAUUCAGCAUCGACGCCCUCAUGUCCUAAAACAAGUCGUUAAACUUAUGUGAUGAGGUGGAGGUGUUGGAUCUUAAAGGUCUCUCUUAGGUUAUCUGAAUUUGGUCAGAGUUAUUGUGCGUGACAUGACGACCGGUUUUGUUCUUGUUUGCAUUUUGUAGUGCCUAGAUGUGAACAAGAUAUCUUGAAAUACCUUCUGCUGCGAUUAUUUGCCUUUUGCAAAUGAUUUUCGACAGCAGUUGCCAUAAGAUGCAGCCUUUCUUGCCACGAUUUGAGGGCGCGUUGUCUGAUCUUGAAGCAUCCAUGCCAUUUGCAUGAACAACGGAUGUGUGAUCUGGGUACAGUCUGCACUGGUCACAUACGUCUGGGUGACGAGGCAAUGGUUCAGUGGAUUCGCUCGAAUGUGCCAUUAUUGGAAAUUCAUUUAGCUGGAGUUUCCAAGCGUUGUUCUGUCGCACAGUGUUCUCUGUGAUUUUUAUUGCUAAGAGUUGAUACGUGCUGAUAAGUUUUAAGUUAUCAUGGUACUCAAUACCUACUACAUAUUGUUUGUUUUUGCUAUUUGUCCUUGGUCUAAUAUCUUGAAACAUUUUGUUCUUGAGUUGUUUUUGCUUUAACAUUCGAUUCAAUAAAAUGUUCCAAGCGGUAAGCACUAGGAAAAAGAUGCUUAUACCUAUAAUGCAGCUGGUGUGAUUUUCACAGAAUACCUACCUACCAGAAAAGCUUCUGAUAGCCAAUGAGCAGCAAUAUUUGUAUGUAUAUGUUAUUUGGGAAUGCUUUGCUUUGAUCUGCAAUUGUCAGUCUGUGCAAACACGUGCGAGCGUAUAAUGUAUAUUGAAUGGCUGUCGUGACAGAGAUUAUACCUAUAGGAUAACUGUUGAUACGGCUGACGUCAGGGCAUUUAUCUCAAAGACAGCUGCUGUUGGACGCGCUGCUGUCGGGCGCAGUGAAGUCGCGGCGGUGAACAGGUCGGCUCCCCGUGCCUCCGUCCGUGUUUCUGAGGGUGGCCAGGCUGGGUUCCCAGCCUGCCGGACCGCAGACCCGGGCAACCGUGCCUGGCUGGAUAUACACACCGGGCUAUAUUGUUAUGGGAUACUGAUGUCAUUUUUGUCAGCUACAUGGGAACGGUGUCGAAUAAAAGUCAAUGACUCGUGGC